AUGAAGAAGCCAACCGUUGCUGUUGACUUGGAGGCAUCUCUCCGUGCGUCAUUUCCGUCGCGCCGCGAUUUUUUCACAACCGAGGAUGCCACCCGUGCGCUUGCUUAUUGCACGGGAGCAUCAUUUUGGGAAACGUCUCUGGUGGUGGACAUGCGUCAGUCACACCACACCAUGGAACAGAUGCAAGCAUACGCGACGCGAAUAGCUGGGGGAAGGCGGGGAAAUGGUGAGGAGGGCCCCCGCAUGACAGCGAUGCUGCCGGGAAUUCAGGACUCACAUGGAGGCAAAGAAGCCGCGUGGGAAAGUGGCGACGGUUCGGUCCGCUCCCUGCCCGUCAAGCCGUGCGUGGAGCGAAACAGAAAGACAUGCAAGCAGUUUUGGGAAAAUGGUGCGUGCAAGUUUGGUUCACGGUGUCUCUAUCAUCACUUGGCACCCUCGCAGGGGCAUUUGGCUGACCCGAGUGUGACGAAGGCAUCCCUCGGCCACUGUUUUGGCAUCGCGAACCGAUGCGUGGAAGAGCUACCAAAGCCCAAUGUCUCUGGCG
Messenger RNA from Trypanosoma cruzi, 544 nucleotides. RefSeq lists its product as uncharacterized. The record is from RefSeq and is a predicted model, not a curated record. The transcript has a single exon. Gene Ontology annotation, molecular function: metal ion binding. The annotation marks the transcript as partial. NCBI's taxonomy places the organism in Eukaryota, Euglenozoa, Kinetoplastea, Trypanosomatida, Trypanosomatidae.